AUGUCGCGUAUAAAUGGUCCAAAGAUAAUUUUAUUUUUUCCUUUUUCUUCUUUUUCUCCUUUUUUAUUCUCUUUGCUGCAGCAAAAGUUUAAUCCUUCUUCUUCUUCUUCUCCUGCUGCUGCUGCUGCUGCUGCUGCUCUUAUUGUUACACCACAAAUACUUGCAUGCAGGAUUAGGCAACUUACAGCAGCACAGCAACAACAACAACAGCAGCAGGAGCAGCAGCAGCAAGAGCAAGAGCAGCAACAGGAGCAAGAGAAGCAGGUAGAUAAGCAGCAACAGCAGCAAGAUAAGAAAAAGAAGCAGCAGCAGCAGCAGCAGCAGCAGCAGCAAGGAGUUGAUCCCUUAGAGGAUAUAGAUUUGCUGCAGCAAGUAGCAGCACUGCAGCAAACAUUUCCUUCUCUUCUUGUUGUUGCUGCUGUGUCUCCUUUUGUGUCUCUUUUUGAUUUAACUGCUAGCAGCAGACAGCUCCUGCCUUCUGCUGCUGCUGCUGCUGCUGCUGCUGCUGAUACACCCCCGCCGCUGCUGCCAGCAGCAGCAGCAGCAACAAGGGGACCCUCAAGGUUAUUUCUUAUUCCUCUCUUAAAGAUAGAAGAAGGAACUGAUCUUAUUAAUAUAGGCAGCAAAUAUCUGCAUGCAGCAGCAGCAGCAGCAGCAGCAGCUGCUGCUGCUGCUUCUGCUCCAGAUGCAGCAGCAGCAAUAGCAGCAACAAGAACAGCAGCAGCAGCAGCAGCAAGAGCUACAGAAAUAACAACAGCACCCAGAGGUACACAACUAGCACCUACAACACCAGCAGCAACAGCAGCAGCAGCAGUAGCAGCAUCAGCAUGUGCUGCUGCUGCAGCAGCAGCAACAGCUGCUGCUGCUGCAUGCAUGCGGGGCCCCUUUAAGGAGGUAGCUAUAAGUCUUGGGGCCCUCCGGCUGCAGCAGCCAGCAGCAAAAAUUUUAUUAAUUUUUUUAGGGUGUAGAGCAGCACUAACGACUCCACAGCCUGCUGCUGCUGCUGCUGCUGCUGUUGCUGCUGCUGCUGCAGCAGCAGCAGCAGCAGCAGCAGCACCUGUUGCUCCUGUUCCUGCUGCUGUUGAGGAUGCUGCUGCUGAUGAUGAUGAUGCUGAGGAAGAGGCAGAUGUAACAAUAGCAGCAAAUGGCACAGCAGCAGCAGCAGCAACUGCAGCAACAGCAGCAGCAGCAGCAGCAGAACAGUUGACACCGCAAGAAGACAUGUUUGUAGAGGUAUAUACGCAAGAGACACUUCCUGCUGCUGCUGUUGCUGCUGCUGCUGCUGCUGCUGCAGACGAGGAUGCUGUUGCUGCUGCUCCUGCAUCAACUGCAGCAAGAAGCAGCAAACGCAGCAAACCCUCCACUAACGGCAACCUUAGCGACAGCAGCAGCAGCAGCAGCAACAGCAGCAGCCGGAGCAGCAGCAAGAACAAGAACAUCAGCAGCAGCAGCAGCAGGAGCAGCAGGAAGAAGACACGUCCUUGUGAUUUGCUGCCAGCAAUGGAUAUAUUAGUUAGCGAUUUGCUGCUGCUGUGGGGUGUACAGACAGCUCAUGAGGCAGAAGAGGAAGCAGCAGCAGCAUUAAUUAUAAGAAUUGUUGCUGCUGCAGCAACUGCAGCAGCAGCAGCAGCAGCUAAUAAUCAUAAUGCAGCAGCAGCAACAGGUAAGUUGCUGCCUAGAGGAAAAUUGCGGCGUCUUCUUGUCUCUGCUAAUGAGCAGGCAGAAGCACAAUCUGCUGCUGCUGCUGCUGCUGCUGCUGCACCUGGUGCUGCUGCUGCUGCUGGUGCUGCAGGAGAAGGGGAGACACUAAUGCCUGUGGGGUGUACAGGCAGGUCUGCUGCAGUGCAGCGCUGCUGGCAGCAGCAGCUGCUGCAGCUACCAGGUGUAACAGAGGAAGUUGCAUGCGCUGUUGCUGCUGCUUACCCAACACCUGCUGCUCUAUUUGCCCGUGCUGAGGCAGCAGCAGCAGCAGCAGCAGCAGCAGCAGGAGGUGGCGCUGCUGCUACUGCUGCUGCUGCUGGGGCUGAGGGGUCACUGUUAAAGGAAAUAGCAGCAAUUAGUGUGGGUCCCUGCAGCAGCAGCAGCAGCAGCAGCAGCAGCAGCAGCAGCAGCAGCAGCAGCAACAGCAACAAACGCCGUGUUGGUGUUGCAGCAGCAAAGAAGAUCCUAAGUGUAUUUGGGGUGUAUGGACACCCAGAGGAUAUUAUUAAUUAA
Eimeria maxima is the source of this 2214-nucleotide messenger RNA. RefSeq lists its product as hypothetical. The transcript has a single exon. The coding region runs from base 1 to 2214 and encodes 737 amino acids. The record is from RefSeq and is a predicted model, not a curated record. NCBI's taxonomy places the organism in Eukaryota, Apicomplexa, Conoidasida, Eucoccidiorida, Eimeriidae.